Molecule: messenger RNA, 1725 nt
Organism: Closterium sp. NIES-65
Lineage: Eukaryota; Viridiplantae; Streptophyta; Zygnematophyceae; Desmidiales; Closteriaceae
Source: the annotation of a GenBank genome assembly
AUGGCGGCCGCGUCCCUCAUCGACGAGAUCGCGGACGAGCUGCAGGCGCUCGAGGCCGUCUACGGCGAUGUCGUUCGCGUGCAGGCGGAGAAUGCGGAAACGUCGACCGCCGGACAGAACAAAGCAGCAGCAGCAGCAGCAGCAGCAGCAGCGGCGGCGGGGGGGGGGAUGGUGGUGGUGAGGAUCAGCGUGGAGUUGAAGCCGCAGACGGGCGAAGACGCGACGCAGCAGUUCGUGGAGGCCACGGCCGUGCUGCUCGUCACACCGCAGUACCCUCUGGCCCCAGCAGUGCUGCGCCUGAGUGCGGUGAAGGGCAUGAGUGACGAGCGCGUGGCGGAGCUGCUUGCGCGCGCCAGGGCGUGGCUGGCGGAGGCGCUGGGGCCGGGGGAGCCCAUGCUGCUGGCCGCGUGCGAGGUACAAUACAAAGACUCAGCGUGCUGGGUUGGAGAGGGCAGGAGGGGCGGGAGGGGGCGGGAGAGGGCGGGAGGGGGCGAGAGAGGGCGGGAGAGGGCGGGAGAGGACGGGAGAGAGGGAGAGUGCGGGAGAGGGGGGGAGAGGGAGGGGAAGAGUGGGCAAGUGAAGGAGCUUCUAACGGAGAUGAACGAGCCUUCUGGGUGCUGCUGCUUCUGCCUUGAUCCAAUGACUUCCACUGCUGCACCUGCUGCUGCCUCGGACCAUCUCCACGAUGCCAGCAGCAGGGCCGGCUUUCCCCCGCUGUUCAAGCUUGGAGUCUGCUUCCAUUGCUUCCACUCUCAGUGCAUUAGGCAGUGGUGGCAGUGGGAGCUACAGCAGGCCAAGGCCAACGAAGCUGAAAUGCGGAGAUGCCACCCACAUAUUGCAGUUCCCAAGUCGAGGCCCUCGCUAGAUUCCGCAGCACCAGCAGCAGAGGUCACAGAGGUGCUGUGUGGGGAGGAUCAGGUCGAGAGGAGGAAGCAGUUUGAGGCUGUGUGGCAGCGGCAGCAGCAGCGGGGAGGUAUCAUUGAGCCUCGCUCUGUGCUGGAGAGCAACAGAACAAACCAUGGAGAUCAACAUGCCGUUCCACAGCACGCCCAUGCACGUCCGCAGUCUUCACAACCCGCUUCUCACCAUUUCCCCAAUUCCCAACCUGUUGAUGCAUCCGCUGCUGUCGCAUCUUCCUCUUCUCCUCCUCCUCCUCCUCCUUCGUCCUCGUCUACUCCGGGUGCAGCUGCUGCUGAUGCUGCAGCAGCUCCUGCAGUGGACUCUCUCCGACCAGGCUCAGGCUCUGCUGCUUCUGCACCAGCUGAACCGUGCUCUGGUGGCCUUGUUCUCUUCCCAGCACUGCGCCUUGACCCCUCGCCUCCAGACAGCUUUUCUCGCAACCUGCCUGGCGCUGUAUCCGCACCGCACAACGAGCCUGGGGUAGGUAUGGGGAGCGAGGGAGAAGAGGGCGGGGGCGGGGAGAAGGACGGGGAGGUUGGAGAGGAGGGAGUGGAGGAAGGUUGCAUGGUGGGGGCAGAGGGGAAGGGAGAGGGCUGUGGAAAGGAGGAGUUGAAAGCGGUGGAAAGGAAGGGGGAGAGCAGGACGGGAGGGGACAGCAAGAGAAUGGUGGGCGACAGGGGCAAAGAGGCAGUCACCUUGAAGAGAACAGUGGAAAGGCUGGGGAAGGAAGUGGUGGGCGGGGAUAUGGUGGCAGGAGAGGCUCGAGUAGGGGGCGACGGGGAAACAAGGGGAGGCAUGGAAGAAGCGGCAGCGGGGGGGUGGUGA